AUGCGUGUGCCCCUGAAGAAAACGACUGCUCGGAGAAGAAGUGGCUCAUCCCUUGAAAACUUGACCGGCGAUUAUCAAAGAGUGGUUUACUUACCGGAGUAUGAGAACGUCCCUUAUGUCUAUCCUCCGGAAUACGAGAUUCGCCCUGAAUAUGUCUACUACCCAGGAUACGGGUACAUCCGUGCUAAUGUCCUCGUACCGGAAUACUGGAACACUCCUUAUAACGGCUACAAACCGGAAUACGGAAACAACCUCAAUAAUGAUUUCCACACGAAAAACGGGAACAGCCUUCAUGACUCAAGUGAAAUACUUCACAACUAUAAGGAUAUGCAGUACUAUGGUCCCAUCCAAAUUGGCCAUCCUCCUCAGACCUUCAGAGUGGUAUUCGACACUGGCUCAUCCAAUUUAUGGGUUCCGUGCGCAAACUGCUUGGAUACCGUUGAAUUUUGUCAGAGCCACAAAAAAUACAACUGCGAAGAAUCCUCCACUUGCACAGAGGAGCAACUAGAAUACCUGCCCCUUAUUUACGGAAAAGGCCAAGCCUCCGGCUUUGUCUACAACGAUACCGUUUGCUUCGAUACGGAGCCAAAGCAUUGCUUCCGCCAAGAAUUUGUUUGUGCACAGCUUGUGCGCGGUCUGGAUGGCACUAGACCCGACGGCACUCUUGGUAUGGCGUGGCCUUCAAUAUCUCAGGGUCGCAUUACGACACCUCUGGAACACAUUUUUGCUAACAAGACGGCGUGCCCAGAAGCUGUCUUCGCUUUUUGGCUCAACCGCAAUUCCUUAGAACAUGCCGAAGGUGGAGAAAUGACCCUAUGUGGAACAGACCCUUCCCGCUACCAGGGUAACAUCACAUGGGUGCCGCUAAUAAGUGAAAAUUAUUGGACAGUCCAGCUGGAAGGAAUAUCCGUCGGAGCAGAAUCAGGCGAUACUUUACAUAUCCCAGGGAAUUUCUCAGCAGUGGUUGAUAGUGGUACCUCACUAAUCUUUGGACCUUCCAAAUACAUCCAGCAGAUUAUAAAUCAUGUCGGUGUGGGACCCGAAGGAACUGACUGCAGUGAAGUUUCCUACUAUCCAACAAUCACCUUCACACUUGAUGGCCAUAAACUGGUCCUCGAAGGGAAGCAAUACUUCUAUGAGUACUUCGGUUUCUGCUAUCCCGCAUUCCAGGAGAUCCCAAGCAACAGCGGUAUAGAUGAUAAUAGUUGGACUCUUGGCGAUGCCUUCAUGGGCAACUUCUACACUAUCUUUGACUACGAAAACAAGAUGGUUGGGUUUGCCAAACCAGUACAGAGUUUGUCAUCGAUCUGGUGA
This is a messenger RNA of Haemonchus placei, 1314 nucleotides long. Lineage: Eukaryota; Metazoa; Nematoda; Chromadorea; Rhabditida; Trichostrongylidae. The record is from the annotation of a GenBank genome assembly.